AUGGCUUCAAGCGUAACGCAGAGCCAACAAGGCAAUCUCGAUAGAUAUUGUGUUAUCCAUGUUGCUACGACCUGUGAUGAGCAUGGAGUCUAUGUCACGAAGGAUUCGGCAGAAGUCAUUGAGCUUGGAUGGAUUUUGCUCGACGCAGCGAACUGCCAAGAACUUUUCCGUGAAAGCGUUCUUGUCAAACCCAUCAACACACCGAUCACUCCUCUUUGCACUAGUUUGACUACACUUACGUGGGAACAUGUUCGCAAUGCUGGCACUUUCCGCGACGCAAUCAACCGGUUCGAUGCGUUUGCGUCCGAGCACCUCACCUCUCAGAACCUCGAUUUCUCCUUUGUCACCCUCGACUCCUGGGACCUCCGAGUCCAGCUUCCUCGGGAAGCCCGUGACAAAGCUGUUGUGUUGCCGCCAUACCUCCAACACUCCCGAACUUUCGAUCUAAGAACCGAAUAUCAACGAUGGCAGCAACACCACCCUGAAUCCCUCCCGUUCGGACCUUCAAUGCUCUCGAAUAUCUGUGCCGCCCUCGAAGUGGAGCCAGUACAAGCCAGUGCGCCGAUUAAGCACAAUCUUCCAUUCCACCUGCAAGCUUUGGCACCGGCCUCACCUCGCCGUGCUAUGGAAGAAGCAGUUACAUUGGCAAGAGUCCUCAAGGGGCUUAUUCACAAGUCGCAACCCCCGCAUGAACACCCUGAUGUUCUAACCAGACCAAUGGAUGCCCGUGCUGACGUACGAGCUUUCCUCUCAGAGCGUAGCAAAGUUCUUCACAUGGCAGGCCUUCCUCAUGAUACUACCCAGUCUGAGCUGGAGAGCUGGUUCACGCAAUUUGGUGGCCGACCAAUUGCAUUCUGGACUUUACGUACUCCUGACCAGCACAAACCUACCGGUUCUGGUUUCGCAGUGUUCUCGUCCCACGAAGAGGCCGCUGAGAGUUUAUGCAUGAAUGGUCGUGCACUAAACGAAAAAGCUAUUGAAGUAUCACCUUCCUCCAGCCGUGUUCUCGACCGCGCCGCAGAGAUUCUUACACCAUUCCCACCUAGCAAGAACCGACCUCGCCCUGGAGACUGGACCUGCCCAUCAUGCGGCUUCUCAAACUUCCAGCGUAGGACAGCAUGCUUCCGCUGCUCUUUCCCUGCCAUGAGCGCUGGCCCCAGCGGAGAUUCAAUGGGAGGUUACAGUGGAGGCUACGGCUAUGGACCACCACCAAUGAUGCCUCAACAACAGCACAUGGGUCAUCAUGGAGGUAUGGGCGGUCACGGUGGUGGAAGAAUGGGAGGCAGUGGUGGAGUGGUACCUUUCCGAGCCGGUGACUGGAAAUGUGGAUCUGAAGGCUGUGGGUAUCACAAUUUUGCCAAAAAUGUCGCUUGCCUUCGAUGUGGCGCUAGCCGUGCGGGUGCUGCCGUUGUGGCUGACUCUGGUUAUCCAUCCCCAAUGGAUCCUCCUUCAAACUACGGUAUGGGUCCAGGAUCAAUGGCUGGCACGCCUGGCCCAGGUCCCUUUGCAUCUGCUGCUAGUGGCUUUGGAUCUGGUGGUGGGUACGGUGGUCAACACUUCGGCGGUCCUCCGAGCACAUAUGCUCUUCCAUCUGGUCUCGGGGCUUCUACUGGCCCUUAUCCUUCCUUGAACACCAACUUUGGUGGUCCUGCUGGGGGUUCUCAUUCUGCAGGCCCGUUCGAUAGCCGCGCCGCUGAAGCUGCUUUUCAAUCUGCCAACAACGGCCCAGCUUCUGCCGGUGUGUCUAACCAGUUCUACCAGAACAACCAAGAGAGCGACCCCUUUGCCUUCCUUUCUUCCGGUCUUGGCAACUUGUCUGUGAGUGGCGAUGCACGCCAAAAUGGAGGGUCGGCGCCGCUCAACCCACCGAGCAAGUCUCCUCAGUAA
Lachnellula hyalina is the source of this 1887-nucleotide messenger RNA. RefSeq names its product putative RNA-binding protein. Gene Ontology annotation, molecular function: RNA binding; 3'-5'-RNA exonuclease activity. The transcript is spliced from 4 exons. Bases 1 to 1887 code for a protein of 628 amino acids. Lineage: Eukaryota; Fungi; Ascomycota; Leotiomycetes; Helotiales; Lachnaceae. The record is from RefSeq and is a predicted model, not a curated record.